Molecule: messenger RNA, 10959 nt
Organism: Drosophila novamexicana
Lineage: Eukaryota; Metazoa; Arthropoda; Insecta; Diptera; Drosophilidae
Product: cubilin homolog
Exons: 17
Coding region: 1-10941 (3646 amino acids)
Biological process (GO): negative regulation of inflammatory response
Molecular function (GO): calcium ion binding
Source: RefSeq, a predicted model, not a curated record
AUGCAUAUUGAUAAAGCUUACCUUGUGACUUCGCUCUAUCUGUGUCUUUUGGCGCUCUGCCCACACCUGCCACGGAUAAAGGCAGCUGGAGCUCGUGUCCAGCCCCAGCUGCAUGGCAGCGAAGAUGGUACCUUGCUGUUCGAAGCGGCUACAGACCAGAACAUAACAUUUCGCCUCAUGGGCGAGGCAGCCACACUGCUCCUAAACGACGUGGACGUCGUAUCUUUGCUGCAGGGACGUCAGCGUGCAGCGGCGGCGCAGUCAGCAGCGACUCGACGGGAACCUUUGUCCCUGGACGCGCUAAAGGAACAGUUUCGCAGCGUGCAACGGGAUCUGCUGCGUUUGGCCAGAUGGUUAAGUAAUAUGCAGAAUGGAACUCGUCGCUACGGACCUACGCAGCGUGUGCUGCGCCGGGACCUGCAGCGUGUUCAGGUUAUUGCGAACACCCUGACGUCUCUCGAAACUAACCUCGCCAAGGAUGAGUGUCUGUCGACUCCUUGUAAGAAUGGCGGCACCUGCUAUGACGCGUAUAACGCCUUCUACUGUGUCUGUGCCGCCGGCUGGCAAGGAUCGACAUGUGAGGACGAUGUAAACGAAUGCUCCGACUUUGCCGGCACCGAUUUGACCGUCUGCAAGAACGAUGCCCAGUGCAUCAAUACGCCGGGCAGCUAUCGCUGCCUUUGUCGCAAUGGCUUCUCUGGCGAGCACUGUCGUCUGCGUCAACACGCAUGUCUGACCAAUCAAUCAGCGGAGCUGUGCGGCAGCCACGGCACCUGCCUACCCGCCAACAAUGCUGGUGGUUACGUCUGCAUCUGUGAUCCGGGCUGGACCUGGGCGGAUACUAAUGUCAGCGUAGCGAACGCCAGCCCUUGUACCCGCGAUGUGGAUGAAUGUGCUCCAGACGUUAAUCCCUGCCACAAAGAAUGCAUUAAUUUACCAGGCAGCUAUCGCUGUGGCGCGUGUCCUCCAGGCUAUACAGGCGACGGUAGGAACUGUCGUGACAUUAACGAAUGCGCUGAUGGCAACAAUGGCGGCUGCAGCCAGCGUCCCUUGGUCAGCUGCAUCAAUACGGAGGGCUCAUUUCGCUGCGGCCGCUGUCCGCCUGGCUGGACAGGAGACGGGCGCAUCUGUAACGAGGCCAAGUCCAACUUGUGCAACGACCAGCUCAUUUGCGAUCCCCGUGCUCAGUGUGAGUAUAUUUCCGGCACGGUCGUAUGCAGUUGCGGAGCAGGCUUUUAUGGGCACGGCUACGGUGCUGAUGGCUGCACCGAGGAUUCUAGCCGUAAACCCUGCGACGAUCAUCGCUGUCUAAACAAUGGCACGUGUGUGCUUAGCGGUCGCGGCACCAGUUGCAUUUGCCAGCCGGGCUAUACCGGUGCGGUGUGCGCAGAGGCUGAUAACUGCCAUCCGAAUCCUUGCCACAACGGCGGCACCUGCCGUCUGCUGCCGGGCAAUCAACACCAGUGCAUGUGUCCCGUUGGCUACACGGGCAGCAGCUGCUCCCAUAUGCGCAGCUACUGCGGCCUCGUGCUGCGCAACGAGACAGGCACCCUGCAAUUCCCACCCGGCGACAACAGUGGCUAUCAACCCAAUGAGCGGUGUGCCUUCAUCAUACGCUCGCAGCGCGGCAUGGUCUUGAACGUAACCUUUGGCAUGUUCGAGCUGCAGCCCAGCGCAGAUUGCAGUGCUGACUUUGUUCAGCUGCACGAUGGUAGUUCCCUGACCGCCAGGCUUAUUGGGCGCUUCUGUGGCAGUGGAUUGCCAUUGGGCAAUGGCAGUGUGGUGUCCACCCAGGAGCAGCUGUUCUUCUGGUUCCGUUCAGACAAUGAGACACAGGCGCGUGGUUUCAAUCUGACUUGGAAAUCGCAGCCACUGGUGUGCGGCGAAGAUCUUACCUUGGCCCUGGGCGAAAGUGGAAUAUUGCGCUCGCCUAGCUAUCCAGGCAAGGCAAGGCCCGGUCUGGACUGCCGCUGGCAUUUGACGGCACCAUAUGGCACUCGGUGGCUGUUGCGCUUCUAUGAAAUUACUUUGGGCAACAGCAUAGGCAACCCUCCGCUCAACUGCAGCAACGGGGAUUCACUGAGCGUACGGGAUGCGGAUCGACAGCUUUAUAUGGCCUGCCAGUCGGCACAGCCGGCGCCCCUACACAGCUCGUCCAAUCUAUUGCACAUACACUUUCACACCGAUCAGUAUCGCACGGACAGCUCGUUCCAGCUGCACUACGAAGUGGUAACUGGCCAUCCGGGCUGUGGUGGCAUCUUCACCGAGCCGAGCGGCCUCAUUAGUGGCCACAUGAAUGCCGAGCUCUGUUUGUAUCUCAUAGAACAGCCAAAUGGCACUCGGAUCGAGCUUAACUUUCAGCGCAUCAACCUAUUGCGCAACGAGGACUGUAGUCUGCAGAAAGUGGAGAUCUUCGACGGACGCAGCGAUGAGCUGCCGCUCCUGGGUCGCUACUGCGGACAACCGGAGGAAAGUGAACUACAGCCGCUGCUCUCCAGCAGUAAUGUGGUCCUGGUGCGCUAUGCGUAUGCCUUGCCGGGCCUCGAGCUGCGCAAAAGCUUUGUGCUGCGCUACAACAGAGCUUGUACCGGCAUUUACAGCGAUGCGGACGGUGGUAUUAUAACCAGCCCCAAUUAUCCGAAUCCCUAUUUCGAGAAUCUGAACUGCACCUACUAUUUACGGGGACCUACAAAUGCAGUUGUACACAUUAAUAUUACCGAUUUGUCUCUAAGCGAAACACAGCCGCCUGCUCUAGAAUCCGAUGAACUAUCCAUUCAAGCGGAGGAUCAGUUAAACUAUCUGGACGUUUAUCUCACACGAAAUGAGAGCGAAAAGCAGCGUUUCGUCAAGAAUCUGACCAAUCUAUUGCUAAUCUCAACAAACAAUCAAGCACGAUUGGUCUUUCACAGUGCAAGCAAUCCGCAACGUGGUCGUGGUUUGCGUGUGGAAUAUACCUUUGUUGAAAAUUCAUAUUGUGGUGGGGUUCUGAGUACGCCAAGUGGUGGAGUUGACUUCUAUCUUUAUCGCCAUUCCUGCCAGUGGAUUAUUGAAGCGCCUGGCCGAAAACAUCUUAGAGGCCAUUGUAUGACUUUGUUCGGUACAUUCAACUUAUAUAUAUAUGAUAACAGCACGGGCGCAGAGGGAAAACAAUUGCACAGUUACCAUAUAAAUGAGGCUCACAAACAAUUCGAAUUCGAUGAGUACACCGAUUCAAAUCUUCUAACAAUAAUUGCUACGAGCUCUCCACAUACUGCCUACGGAGUUACUUUUCAAUAUGAGCCGAUCAAGCAAGAGUGUGGUGCCACAAAUACAGCUCGAUAUGGAAAUAUAAAAUCACCAAAUUGGCCACUUAAAUAUGGCCCGUCGGAGAAUUGCACUUGGUUGAUCAGAGCACCGCUCGGCAGUCGCAUUGAGCUGAUUGUUAAGAAUUUUACAUUGGAAGCCUCAUCAGAUGCCUGCUAUGCUGACUAUUUGGAGAUAAGAAAUGGAGACCAGCCGACAUCACCGCUGAUUGGACGCUAUUGCGGCGACCGCAUACCGCCCCGUCUGCCCUCAUACGGGAAUGUGCUGUACGUGCAUUUUGAAUCGGACUAUGGAGUAGAGGAGGCCGGAUUCCAUCUCAUUUGGGAAGCGGCGGCCACAGGCUGUGGCGGCAAGCUGAGCUCGUCGAUGGGCGCCAUACACUCGCCCCACAACGUGGCAGGCAAUAGUGGUGCAGUGGCCUGCGACUGGCAGAUCAGCGUGGCGCAGGGCUCCACUGUGCGGCUGCAGCUGCAGAGCCGGGACGAUGUGUGCAAUGGACAGUUGACCAUUUACGAUGGGCCCACCACGCGCAGCAAUCAGCUGCGACUAAACUGCAGCAGCGCGGGUCAACAGAUGAACCUGGAGGCCAGCAGCAAUCGGGUGCUGGUGCGCUAUAAUGUCGACAAUGAGACGCCCGAAGACAUUAACUUUGUGCUGGAUUACACGACGAACUGCCAGGUGCGGCUGGAGCAGAUGCGCGGCGCCAUCGAAACGCCCAAUUUUCCGGACAACUAUCCGACCAACACGAACUGCGAGUGGGACAUUCGCGGCGGUGCGAGCAGCAAUCGUAUCCAACUGGUCUUCUCCCACUUGGCGGUAGAGCGGACGGACUCUGACAAUUGCAUUUUCGAUUAUGUGCUACUAGGCGACUAUCGGGACGAACAGCUGAUCAGCGAACGUCGUUUGUGCAGCGCCAAAGAUCUGGACAUUACCAGCGUGGGCAAUCGCCUGCUCAUCCGUUUCAACAGCGACGCCUCGGAGCAGGAGCAGGGAUUUCAUGCGGAAUACAAGCGCCUGGGCUGCGGCGAUGAGUUGCAAGGCCCUGGUGGCACCUUCGAGACGCCCAAUGCACCCUACAGCGUUGGUCUAGACUGCGACUGGUCAAUUACUGUGCCUGAGGGCUAUCAAAUACGUUUGCUCCUGCGUGAGCUGCACAUCGAGACGCCGCAGGGCGACUGCAGCCAGGAUGUGCUGACGGUUAUGCCCGGCGGAAAUUCAUCCCAAGUAUUGCUGCGCAGCUGCCAAGUGGAGUCGAAUGUACAAACGCUCAUCUCGCCAGCCAACGAGUUGCGAGUGCGCUUCCAGAGCAGUCCGCAACGCGCCCGCAAAUAUAUUAAAGCCAGCUAUGUCAUGGUGCCAGCCGUCUGUGGCGGUUAUAUGAGCCUGAGCAGUGGGACAAUCACCUCUCCCGGCUUCUAUGAGCAGGGCCACGACAUCUAUGAUAAGGAUGUGGAGUGCGUAUGGACUCUAGAGGCAACAGACACCCACAGCUUCCUCUUACACUUUGAGCCAUUCAACUUGACCGACUCGUCCAAUUGCAGCGUCGCCUGGCUGGAGCUCUCGAGCACGAAGGCCGGAAACAGCGAGCGGUUCAUUGAGCGAUACUGCGGCGAUAAGCCUCCCAGUGCGGUUAUUGUACAGAACCGAUUGCGCUUGCACUUCAAGGUGUCGUCGGGCUUCUGGGGAAAAUUCGCGCUGCACUAUGAGCGGAUCUGCGGCGGUGGGCGGAUAGCCAGUGAGGGUUAUCUACGCUCGCGAUUGGAUGAGCACUGUUACUGGACAAUCUUUGGGCCGGAGGGCAGCAAGAUCAGUCUCAACAUAAACCAGCUGGAUUGUCCCCGGUGCACAGCUGCCGAUGGCAAUUGUACCGCAGGUCUGCGCAUCUUAAAUAACGAGGACGAGGUCCAGUAUUACAAUCUAUGUCAGGAGCAUCCAGCCAAUUUGUUGUUACCAACCAACAAGGUGCGCAUCCAAUCGAAAGGCAUCGCGCUGGAGGCGCAGUAUACCACCAUUGAGAACUCCUGCGGUGGCAAUAUAACCUCUGUGCGCGGCACACUCAGCUCGCCAAGCUAUCCGGAUAGCUAUCCGGCGAAUGUGGAGUGCGUGUGGCUACUUGAGCCGCGUGCUGGCAAUGCCAUCGAGCUAAACUUUGAGGCAGUGGACAUUGCCAAAUCGGAGCACUGCAAUGCGGACUUUCUGGAGGUGCGAGCCGGCAUCCUGGGCGCCGUGCUGGGCCUGUACUGCGGCAAGGAGUUGCCCGCUGAACCAUUGUUAGUCCGAACCAAGUUGUGGCUCAAGUUUCGCAGUCAGCCUGGCAGCAGCGCCAAUGGCUUCAAGUUGCGCUGGAUCUAUGUGCACGACAACGAGCUGACGGAGGGCACAAAUGGCACCAUCGAAUCGCCCUCCACGGUGGCGGUACGCGGGGAUGAUCAACCAUAUAGCUGGCGCAUCUUUACAGAGCGCGAACGGGUUUUGGCCUUGGACUUCAAGGAGUACAAUACGGGACUCUUGCUGUUUGAUGGCUUCGACGACUCUGCGCUGCCCAUCAGCAUAGGAUCCUCGCCCUGGCAGUUCACCUCGAGCAGCAAUGUGAUCUAUUUGAAAACUGUGAACACGGAUUUCGAUGCCUUCCGAAUAGAGUGGCGUGCCCUACGCAGCGAAGAGCUCAAAUCGAAUGUGACGCUUAAGAGCGAAGAGUGCAAUAAGGUAUACACCUUGGACAAUGCAGUGGUUAAUCUCAAUUCACCUGGCUAUCCGCACGGCUACAAGCCGAACUUAAACUGUGAGUGGACCUUCACGCUGGCAGAUCCAACGAAACACGCCUAUGUCGAUCUGUUUGAAGUUCGGCUGGAGGCCAUGAGUGAGUGCCAAGCUGAUUAUCUCAGCGUGCAAAGCUCGAGCAAUCUGCUGGAUUGGCCGGAGCAGUUGCGCAUCUGCAAUAGCAGCGAGUAUAAUGGGCAUUCCUUAAGACGCGUGGACGGCACUCCGAACCUGAGGCUGCAGUUUGUCACGGAUGCAACAGUCAAUGGCACCGGCUUCAGGUCCAUCGUGCGCACAGAGUGUGGCUCAAAUAUGACCGGCUCCGUGGGCACAAUCCUAAACUCACACACGCAAAAGCGGAUGGACUUUAACGAUAGCACUUGUGAAUGGCACAUCGAGGUGCGGCCCGGUAGGGUCAUCGACAUCACAAUUGAUUACAAUGGAGCUGCGCUCAAUGCCAGCUGCCCGCACUAUGGUAUCAUUCACGAUGGUCUGGAUGCAGCGGCCACGAUAUUAGGGGCUGGCAAGUUCUGUAACCAGUUGGGCUUUGCGUCACGCAGCUAUCGCACUAGCGGACCGCAUGCGUACAUCACAUACCAUUUUCCACACUUAAUAGCCCUACUAAAUCCUGAACAGAAUCGUUGGAAUCUCACGUACCGUGAGUUCAGUGAAUGCGAUGCGGAGGUGCGUCUUACCCAGCAGGCGAGCAGCUAUAAUAUCAGCACGCCCGGCUAUCCCUACUAUCCGCAUGCUCACUCGGACUGCACCUGGGUGGUUAUAGCGCCACCAGGCGAGACCAUUGCAGCCAACUUCGUGGAUGACUUUGACCUGAGCCUGCACAACUGCGACAAGGAAUUUGUGGAGAUGUACGAUGGCUCCACAACGUUGGCUCGUCGACUGCUGCACACCUGCCGGCGUACGGGCACGACAUACAGCUCCGGUAAUCUGCUCCUGGUGCACUAUCAGACGCAGCUGAAUGAGCCGCAUGGCGGUUUCCGGUUGAAUGUAUCGAUCAGCAGCUGCGGCGGCCACUUUACCAGCUAUAGCGGCGCUAUCAAAUCGGAGCACUAUCCAUCUCUGGGCGCCUAUCCCAAGCCCGCCGUCUGCGAGUACACCAUAAAGGUGCCAACGAACAGACACAUUCAACUGAACUUUAGUGAUCUGCAUCUGCCAUUCGAUGGCUUGGCGGAUGAAGAACCGGAAACUGCGUCUAUUGAUCGCAUCGAGCUUCUGGAUCUGACAGAUGAGCGUCGCAUCCUCAUGACUCUUUAUGGCAAUGUGAGCACACCGUAUCCCGUCACACUGAGCACAAAUGCGAUUGCGCUGCGCCUCGUUACGGUGAAGACCGUCCACAACUAUCGGGGAUUCAAGCUGGAGUACAAGGCACAAGAUGGCUCCUGCAAUCGUGUGGUGAAUGCUGCGUCCGGCGGACUCGAAAUCAGAAAACUCCAGACCCAGACAAGGUUGAGGCUUUGUCAAUGGCGUAUUACGGUGCCCAAGGGUCAACGUGUGCGUCUGGAAUUGCUCAAUCUGGCGGAUUUGCGUGCAUCCGAAGAGCCCGAUCGUAUGAGCCGACAUCGCCUCAAUGCAUGGUCCGGAAGGAAGCCCUUCGCCUUUUACAAUGAUCCCAACUUUCUGUCCAAAAUAAUUGAAUUCAAUCUAAACGAAUACGAUGGCAACGGCACCAUUGAGUCCACGGACAACUUUAUGCUGGCUGGCAUUCUGCUUAAGAAUCAAAUGUCUACACUUCGCGCACGCUUUAGCUCCAGUGAAGCCUCGCCAUGUCCGCCGGAUAUAGGCAGUGAGGCGGUGGGCGUGUUGUCUGACCAGGAGCUCAUCAAUCUGCCCAGCUUUUACUGCGAAGUACGCUUUGUGGCUGAUCCUGGCGAAACGAUCAGCUUCAGCGUCCAGGAGUAUCGCAAUGUGGAGCAGCAUCUGAUGGGUGUUCGCCUUAAUGACGAUGUGCUUCAGACUACCAUAAGUGUGAGCUCUGGCAACGCCACCUUUUCGCUGGCCACCACAGCCGGCAAAGUUGUGCUGCUCAAAAGGGUUGGACUCGAUGCAAUGCAUUUCCGGGCCACAUAUCGCCGUUACGCCUGCGGCGGACAGCUGCAACUGGCGGAGGGCAGCUUAAUUGAGCUGCCCCAAUUGAGUGAACACUUUGGCCAACUGGAGUGCGUGUGGACGCUGCGAAAUGCCAACGGCUACGAGCUGCGUGGCAAUGUGAGCUUCAGCAAUAGUUGCGAUCGUGAGCAUCUGAUCAUAUCUCGCAAUAUUGGCGGUGGUGAACUGGCCAGGAUUUGCGGCGGUACGACGCAGCUGAACACCACAUUGCUGGAAUUCUCACAGGCCAAGGUGCUCUACCAUGCCACACAGUAUCGCGCCGGCAACAGUCAGUUCCAGCUGCAGGCCAGUCGACCCAAAUCUCUUGGCGGCUGGAGCAACAUAGUACGGGUUGGGGAGCAGCCAACACCGCCGGUGGCAAUCGAUGCGCACAGCUAUAGAAACAAUAUGGAGCUUAGCUGGGAGUUCCAGGCGAGUUAUAACAUGUCGCUGCGCUUGGUCUUUCAGGGCAGAUUCUUCAUUGAGAUGGCGCCCAACUGUAGCAACGAUCAGCUGGAGGUACUCGGCUACCAGCUGGGCAUAUGGCAGCCCCUUGCCAAAUACUGCGGUCGGGAGCUGCCACAGCCGCUGCACAUUCAGGCCAGCCGCAUGCGCAUUGUGUUCCGCACCAAUGCCAACAUCACGGCCGAUGGCUUCACCUUUGUCGUCUUUCCCAGCUGCGAUGCCAAGUUGGUGGCCAGCACCGAGGUGCAAACGCUGCCCAGCAUUCGCGGCUUACUGGGACGCUGGAGGAGCCAGAGCUGCAACUUUGAGAUAAGCACCGAUACCAAGCACCAGUUGCUGGUCAGCGUCAAGGGCAAAGGCAGAGCGUGGAACGAGGUAGCUUGUCGAUAUGCCUACUUCGAUGCCUAUCGACAGUAUGGACAGCAGGAGCAGCUGAUUGGCAAACGUUGUCCGGACUUUGAGGUGAGCGGCUAUGAACGACUGCGCCUGCACUUUGUAUCCAUGGCAUCGUUGGGCCGCUUCUUCGAACUGCAGUACCAGCUAGUCGGCUGUGGCGGCAACUACACGACACCCUUUACACUGCGUCCGCCACGCGGCAAUACGGAGGGCAGCUAUGCGAACGAUCUCAGCUGUGAGUGGCAUGUUCUGGCGCCGCCGCAGCAUGCGAUAUUCGUGCGCUUCAAGUACUUUGAAAUUGAGAGCACCCCGCUCUGUCGGCACGAUCAUGUUAGCAUCUAUCGGGGCAAUGCGGUAAGUGAGGAGCAGAACGUCGCCCGACUGUGCGGCAAUCUCACGGAGCUCACUUACAUGGUGGACAGCAAUCAGGCGACUAUUUUGGCCAAGUUGGAAGGUUACAUUGAUCCUCAUGGACGCGGCUUUAUGGCCAGUGUGCACUUCACGCCCAACUGCAAUGAGCGCCUGGCCUUGGGUGAGGGCAACACACGCAUGAGCCUGGUGCGUCACUACCAACUCAAUGGCACCAAUGGCGACGAUCUGCACUGCUAUUUCCGGGCCAGUGUGCCGCUGGGUUACCGCCUCUCCGUGUGGCUGAAGCAACUGCAGUUGAAUACUAAUCGUUGCGUUACCUGCAACUCGCUCGAAGUGAUCGAUGGCUUCGGGGAAGGCAGCGCCAGCAUGGGCACCUACUAUGCUGUCGUCGGUAACGGAUCGAAACUCUUCAGUUCGAGAGAGGAUUUGCUGAUUAAGCUGAGCGGAUCUGAGGCCCAACCGAAUGGCAUCAGUUUUGAGCUGAUUCUGGAAAUGGAGACCACGGUCUGUGGCCAGACGGAUGUCGAACGGAACUCCAAUGAGUCGGUACAUAUAUUCCUGGAUAGCAACAACGUAACCAGCGGCUAUGAAGGCAGCAUUCAUUGUGUUUUUCACUUCAAUGCAGAGGACGAGAUGGAAAUUGACAUACAUUCGGUGCAGCUCCAGGAUGUGUCACAGUCGACAGGGAAAUGCAUCGAUUACCUACUUCUAAGCGUGAAAGAUGAAACCAACAAGUAUUAUUGCGGUAAAUUUAAUAAUACCAUUCUGGAAAUGCCGAAAGACGUCAAGUUCGAUUUAACGUUCCACAGCACUGGACAAGAAGCACCGUAUAUGUUUGAUAUAACACUUAAGAAAAAAACAAAUUGUAAUCGUACUUACAACGCGCUGAACCGCAUGAUCCAAUACUAUACUAACAAUGAGAAUGAGCUUGAUGAUUGCAUCAAUUAUAUACGCGUCCCAGAAGAAUACUACUUAACAUUUGAAAUAAUGUUCCUCAACUUCGAGUACUACUCAAGCAGGACAUUCUUUAAUAUGACGGAUCUGCGGACAAACCGGUCUAUCUAUAACGCAACAGAGGGACGAUAUAUUUCCUACGUUACCAAAUAUAGCACUACAAAUGCGGUACGGCUCUGGGGCUUGGGGGUCAGAUAUUUGCAGCUGUUCUAUUACGCCUCGAGCAGCAAAUUACCUGUAGGCUGCGGCGGUGACUUAACCAGCCUAGAAGGUCAGAUCUCCAAUCCUUUCUAUGAAAACCGUAAUUACUCGGAGUGCAGUUGGCGCAUAUCCGUUCCAGCGGGGAAAACUUUGCAAUUCAGUUUCAGAAGCUUUGAUAUGGGCUCUGAGACCAAUUGCCCGCUGGAUAAUAUUAAGAUUUACGAAGUGUUGCCCGACUACAGCGAGAAAUUGCGUCAUACCUUCUGUGGCCGAACCGAGCCGGAGGCAUUCUCGGUGAACUACAAUCGAUUGAGGAUAAUCGCCAAGAAAUCACCAAACUUUGACGGAAUCGGUUUCCAACUGUAUUACAACUAUAUGUACGAAUAAUUCCGUUCACAAAACAUU